Messenger RNA from Papaver somniferum (opium poppy), 997 nucleotides. RefSeq names its product VAMP-like protein YKT61. NCBI's taxonomy places the organism in Eukaryota, Viridiplantae, Streptophyta, Magnoliopsida, Ranunculales, Papaveraceae. Gene Ontology annotation, cellular component: membrane; Golgi apparatus. The coding region runs from base 69 to 686 and encodes 205 amino acids. Gene Ontology annotation, molecular function: SNAP receptor activity. Gene Ontology annotation, biological process: endoplasmic reticulum to Golgi vesicle-mediated transport. The transcript has 6 exons. The record is from RefSeq and is a predicted model, not a curated record.
GGAAAUCUCUUUCUUUAAAAUCACUAAGUUGACCACUACUCUGAAAUCAAAUAGUAGAAAUAAGUAAAAUGAAGAUCACGGCGCUUCUGGUUUUCAAGUGUAAUAAUAGUAAUACAGAGUCAUCAACAGAGAUGGAUCCGAUAAUACUAGCUAAUGCAUCAGAUGUAAGCCAGUUUGGUUAUUUCCAGAAAAAUGGUGUUAAAGAAUUCAUCGUCUUCUUUGGACGCACUGUUGCGAAACGUACUUCACCUACUCAACGCCAAUCCAUCCAGCACGAAGAAUACAAGGUGCAUUCUUACAAUCAAAAUGGUUUGUGUGCUGUUGGUUUUAUGGACGAUCACUACCCUGUCCGAAGCGCUUUCUCUGUUCUCAACAAGGUACUAGAUGAAUAUCAAAAAAUAUUUGGGGAUACUUGGAGCAAUUCGCAGGCAGAUGCAACUGAACCGUGGCAGUUUUUAAAUGAUUCGUUAACCAAAUUUCAGGAUCCUGCUGAGGCUGAUAAGUUGCUAAAAAUUGAGAGGGGAUUAGACGAAACGAAAAUCAUCCUUCACAAGACCAUUGAUAGUGUGCUUGAAAGGGGAGAGAAGCUGGACAGCUUAGUUGAGAAGAGUUCAGAUCUUAGUGCAGCAUCUCAGCUAUUCUACAAGCAGGCAAAGAAAACCAACCAAUGUUGUACAGUAUUAUAGACAACCGUCUGAAAACAACGACAAAAGAUGUUUACUCCCUGCCCCUGGACUGGGAGCUGGCUAGUCAAUUUAACGCUUUGCUGCUUACUAGUGUGUUACUAUGUUUAACAUAUGGGGGUGCUUUUGAACUGAAGAAUUAUGUUGGAAAUAUCGUAUUGUUUUAGUUGGUCAUCAUGCGUUAUGAUCUAAAACCUGUCAUUUUGACCGAGCAUUUGUUGCAUCAUCCAAAAUCAGUUUCCAGUACCGAAAUCUUUAAGGUGUUUCUGUGAUCUAAAAGAAUUAUGUGAAUUGAAAUGGGCUUCUUGUGUGUA